CCUGCGUGGUAGGGAGGGGAAGUGAGGCGGUUUCCUCGGCGCCUUUUCCGGUGGCUGCUGCGGCGGCGGCAGCAGAGUUGGGAGGAGGAGGUGGAGGCCGGAGGGAGCCAGCGCUCGCGCUCGGGGCGGUGGCUGCAGGCAGUGCACUGAGUUCCCGUGAAAUCAGUGAUCUGACGAGGCGCCAGAGCCGUGCUGCCUCGCGGGUGGCCUGAACAGGUGAGCCGGUGCUCGCUGAGUGACGGGCGGGCGGCUGGAGGGCCUCGGCCUCCCUCGGUGGAGUGAGAAAGCGGACGAGUGGGACCGCGUCGGCGCUCGCGCGGCGCCUGCGGGGGGUGGGGGGGAGGGCAGUUCCGGGCCGGGCCGCGCCUCAGCAGGGCGGCGGCUCUCCGGGCGCAGUCAGGGCCCCGGCGGCGGCGGCGACGGCGGCGACGGCGACCGGAGGGAAUCAAGUUGUUGGGUGUGUGAUGCCGGAGUGAGCGUCUGGUCCGGACCUCUGCCCCUAGGAGGCGACUCCCACGCAGGCCGCACAGGCGCCCGCGCGGCGGGGAGGAUUCGUUUCGGUUUCACGGCGGCAGGAGCGGGAGAGGCAGCGUUGUUGGCCGAGGGGACCCGGGACAUCUGAAUGCCCCCGGCCCCGGCUCCUCCGACGCGAUGGGGAAGGUGCUGUCCAAGAUCUUCGGGAACAAGGAAAUGCGGAUCCUCAUGUUGGGCCUGGACGCAGCCGGCAAGACAACCAUUCUGUACAAGUUGAAGCUGGGCCAGUCGGUGACCACCAUCCCCACUGUGGGCUUUAACGUGGAGACGGUGACUUACAAAAACGUCAAGUUCAACGUGUGGGAUGUGGGCGGCCAGGACAAGAUCCGGCCGCUCUGGCGGCAUUACUACACCGGGACCCAGGGUCUGAUCUUCGUAGUAGACUGCGCCGACCGCGACCGCAUCGACGAGGCACGUCAGGAGCUGCACCGCAUUAUCAAUGACCGGGAGAUGAGGGACGCCAUAAUCCUUAUCUUCGCCAACAAGCAGGACCUGCCCGAUGCCAUGAAACCCCACGAGAUCCAGGAGAAACUGGGCCUGACCCGGAUUCGGGACAGGAACUGGUAUGUGCAGCCCUCCUGCGCCACCUCAGGGGACGGACUCUAUGAGGGGCUUACAUGGUUAACCUCUAACUACAAAUCCUAAUGAGCAUUCUCCACCCAUCCCUCGGAAGGAGAGAAAUCCAAAACCCAUUCAUAGGAUUAUCGCCACCAUCACCUCUUUCAAUUGCCACUUUCUCUUCUUUUGAAUUUGGACUCUGGAGUUACUCUUCUACGUUUGGGGGAGGGGAGGGAUUUAGGGUGUUUGUUUUUUUUUUUUUUUGGUCCUUUUUUUCUUUUAGCUUUGCGUUAGUAUGCUCUGAUGCAACAUUUGACAUGAACACAAAGUGCUAGAUGCUCUUGUUGACUUCCAGCAAAUGGGGUGGGGGAAAUAUAGCAGUACUUGAUAACGUCUUUUAUAAUAAUGGUUUGAUUUUUUUUUUUUAAUUUCAGGAGAAUCUUUUUCCAAUGUAUGCUUUUUUUCCCUUUUUGCCCAGUUUCCUUAUCACUUGCUGUAGAUGGCUUAUUUUGCAUUCAUGCAGACUAUGUUGCAAGUCUGUUUCAUUUAGUAAACUGAAAAUUAUUGCAUAAUCAAACUGCCGUUUGUCUUUUAUAUUUAAGGUCUUUUUCUCCCCUUAUGAGUUCUAACUUUAUUUUAGUAAUGCAAGUGUGACAUUUUAUAUCUAAAACCAGUAUAGUAAACUUAACCCACAGUGGCAAAUGAGUAAUAUCACUGUAAUAUGUUCCACUUGCACAUCAAUGUGUUAAACAGGUAAAGUAAGUUCUUUGAAAUGUCAAUUAUUAAGUUCUGAAACAUACAUCAUGCAUGAGCAGGGGUAAAAUUCUAGUUCCCUAUUACAUAACUGCAUAAAAAUUAUAACACUGCAGAAAAAAAAUUAACCCAUCAAAGACACAGAUUUUUUUUUUCAUAGCAAAGGUAACAACUUUGCUGUGUUUUCCAUCUUUUUAAACUUUAAAAGUCUUCAGAAAAUGGAGCGAUAAUGCAGAAGAUAUUUUAAGUGACUGUUGGGCAAAACUGGAAUAUAUACUUUUACUCUGUUUCAAAUGUCUAAGACCAAUAGUUUUUAAAUUACUAGAAUGUAAUUAGUAAAGCAUUUAAGAAUUCAAAUUUUAUGCACCUUUUAUCUAGUUGGAAAAAUACACAUUUGUGUUUAAACUUUACAAAACUGACUAAUACUGAAGGUAAAAGGUUUUUUAAGGAUCCACACCUCCGUUAAUUAGAACACUGGAAAAUAGAUUUUAUGAAAGUAUUUAAUUCUGUUUGUAGGAUUAAGUCACACAAGUAGAUAGAGAUCCUGCUGGUUCAGUAACACACUAUCUCCUUUAAGGAAGGAAAGAUGAUGAAUGAAUGAUGUGUAGAUUUGGAAUGACAAAGAAGAGAUAGAAUUAAGAGAAAGAAACUACAGAUGACAAUGAAUGUAAAGUUAUUUUUCUGCAAGGGUAAGCAGUGUGCUCACUGGUAAUACCUAGAUCCUAUCAAGAUUAUUUACCUGGCUAGGACCAGUAACUAGAUUUUUGAGACCAAUAUAAUAAUGUCGAUACUUUGAACCAAAUGUUAAUGUGUGAUAGAUAUUUGUGAAGCAGCAUCUGGUUCUUAAUAGCCUUAAGGAUUAAUUUUAGUGAUCCUCAAGGAAGUAAACUUAGGGAAUUUCAGAAACAGACUGCAAAGACAGUAUAUAGAUAAAAGUGGAGUGGUUUUGUUUUAUGAGGGUGUUUGAAAAAAAAAUUGUGCGGAACAUCAUGGUAUAUUGUUGGACAGUAUUAGUCCUUCGUGCUUUGGCCAUAUUGUAUAAAGGAGCUUUUACCAAAGAUGUUUGAGAAGCAUAAGGCUAUAAAGAACUACUCAAAGGAAAACUCUUGACAACAUUUUACUGAAAACAAAUGAGUAGGGGUGCUAUUUUGUAGGCUCCUGAUAGUGCAGAGGGAUUUUUGAAAUCAAAAUGCAACUAAAGUAUGAAGUUUUCACUUUGGCUUUGGUAGAAGUAUCUAGAAAUGAAGCUGAUAGAUAACGUCUGAGGACAUUUUAUUUAGUUGCUUUUAAAAUUCCCAAAGCUUGACCAUAAGUUUUAGUGUUUUAAAUGAUUACAUUUUAAGGCAGACUGUACAAAUAUCAAUACAAUAGUAACAUCCUGAAAUAAGACAAGCACAAAAGUAUAAAUGCCUAAACUGGAGGAAACUUGAAACCCUCAUGUUAAUUCUUAAAUGUAGUAUUUCUAACUUGUGACAGACUGGUAGACAGCCAUUUUUUUGUGUGUCUUAAAAUAACUGGGGGCAUAGUUAAAAAAAAUUUAUACAUCAAGUGAUUGUUAUUGAAUAUUGCAGGUGAGAUGUUAUUUUUAGUUUUUAGUUUUUCUUUUUAAUGUCUUGAGUGGUGGGAAGAAAAUACUCAAAUUGGUAAACUCUUAACCCUUAAUUUCUUUUGGCAAGAACUUGUAGUUUUCAAUUAUUUUUUAAAGAAUAUUAAAGACUGGUAAUUGAUAUAGUUAAAUCAUAACAUAACAAUUGGUUAUCAUGGAAUAGGCAGUUACAGUCUGCAGACAGUUAUAAUCUGAGAAUUAAAAAAAGACCCUGAAGUUUUUGUUUAAUUGCAUCAAUUUCUGUAUUCAUGUGAAUUUAUAAACUGCAGUAAGUUUUCAAUGAGGUUAAUCUUGUCUACCAUAAUUAAAUUGAGUCUGUAGACUGUGAUCUCCCCAAACUAAAACGUACCGUAUUUGGAAUUGUGUUCUUUAUGGUUGUAGUAUUGGUAAAGCCACUAAUAUGCAGAAAAUAAAGGAAUUACACAGUGCA
Messenger RNA from Erinaceus europaeus (western European hedgehog), 3881 nucleotides. RefSeq names its product ADP ribosylation factor 6 (gene ARF6). Gene Ontology annotation, biological process: intracellular protein transport; vesicle-mediated transport. Lineage: Eukaryota; Metazoa; Chordata; Mammalia; Eulipotyphla; Erinaceidae. Gene Ontology annotation, molecular function: GTP binding; GTPase activity. Gene Ontology annotation, cellular component: cytoplasm. The transcript is spliced from 2 exons. The record is from RefSeq and is a predicted model, not a curated record. The coding region runs from base 652 to 1179 and encodes 175 amino acids.